UUUUUUUUUAAAUGACUUUUUCGCUUAGAAAAAUCUGCUGCAAGAAGCUGUUACUGAAAAAAACUGAAAAGUAUCUACAGUAUUGCAUGCUACAGCCUGAACACGUUUCACGUAUUGCCCGCAUUUCGUAAUGAUCUGCGUUUGUUUCCCGAAGAACAAGCUAAACCAAAUAAAAUGGAGACAUUGCUCAUUAUCAACAAAGCGCAUUAUGGAAUGCCACUGGAAAUAACAAUCACCAACGUACCCUCUCUCUCUCCCUGUGUCUCUCUCACUCACACACACACACAUACACACACACACUCUCUGUCUCGCACACAUUGAGCAGAAGAGCUAUUGAAUCUGCUCCCGGUACGUCCGCAACACUCGACGGCUGAACGAAACAGCCUAAUGUGCGAAUAUUGCAUUCUGGAUCCCCAGUGAUGAAACUGCGACUCGUCUCGAGUCAACGCUAGUCGGGCUAAUGACCUCCCCGGAACUUACGGACAUUUAUUUGUACUGGAAUCGUACGCUGGCGCGCGCCCGGAUUUUUAUCGAGCGCGAGGGACCUCUGUCAGGCGUCCUUGGCGAGUCGGUUGGAGAUGAGUACAUCAAAGUGUGCGCGAAGAAGAGCUGACUGAGAAAAGCAAGCGCCCGCAACAAUAGAGAAUGGGACCAAUGGAAUUUGCGCGACUCCAAUCCUAAUAUGAUCUGCAGGUGGAAUUUGCGGGGGCAGACUUUAUGUUGCCUUGGAGGAGACGCGGGGAUUCAAAGGAGUGGGGGUUUUCUUUCUAAAGAUUGACGACCGCGGCUUCGCUCUCCUGUGGAAUGCGCCGACGUUGCGAAAGCUCUUCAGCCGUAUUGGGUGUUUAAAAUGAUUAUUUUUUUUAGUUUGAGGAGACGCAACAUCGAGAAAGGUCUGCUGUUUUUUUCUUCGGAAAAAUGACUUCAGAACACAAGGCUGUUUGACUGCGUGUUGCAACUUGAACGCGCAAAAAAAAAAAAAAAAAAAACCGGCCUUAUUGAAGAAUUGUUUUGCUUCGUCUCAUUUAACAAAUCGUUUCUUUAUUGGCAUAUUUGUUGAUCACCGAUGAAGUAAAGCGUGAACAUGUAGCCUAAGGUUCGCUAACUACUGGGUGCUUCGGAACAUUCAAUUAUCAUUGUACAACAGAACAAGUCCUCUAUAUAACGGUGAAAGCUGAAGAUUUUGGUUAUACUGCGUUGCCGACCUCACGGCUUUGGGAUUUCUCUCUCCAUGGUGCUGAUGUUCCAGGAAUGGUCGAGACGCUCAGUAUUGCAGUGAUUGGUGCCCCGGGUGUCGGGAAAACUUCAAUUAUCCGUCAGUUUAUCUAUAAUGACUUUUCCGAGGUUUACACCCCCACCAAAUCCAGGUACGUGUACAGGCCCUCGGUGAUUCUGAACGGAAGCAUGUACGACCUGAAGAUUUUGGACGUCCCGCCAAUUUCAUCUUUCCCGGCCAGCACGAGUCAGGAGUGGAUGGACCUGCGGUGCCGGGGCGUGCGCAACGCUAACGCUUACGUCCUGGUGUACGACAUCUGCUGUGUGGAGAGCUUCGAGUACGUGAAGAUGAUCCGGCAGCAGAUCGUGGAGCACAGGGUGGGCAGCAGUCAGGAGGUGCCCAUCCUGGUGGUGGGCAGCAAGCGGGACCUGCAGCGGCAGCGCUUCACGCCGCGGCGGGCCGUCUCCGCGCUGGUGAAGAAGACGUGGAAGUGCGGCUACGUGGAGUGCUCCGCCCGCUUCAACUGGCACGUCACGCUGCUGUUCAAGGAGCUGCUGGGCAUCGCCGUGGCGAGGGGCCUGCGCCAGAACCACACCUCCAUCCGCCUGCAGGGGGCGCUGCAGCGCAACCGCUGCUGCGUCAUGUGACCUCUCGCCCCCCGCCCCCCUUCUCCGCCCCUCCCGUCUCCUCUGCCCCUCCCUUCUCCGCCGCCCCAUCCUGACAUGGGACACGCAACUUAGGAGUGGGGGGGGGGGGGGGGGGCAAUCCUCAACUGCAAAAAGCUGGAAAACACCCAGAGGCCUCUUUUCGUACGCAGCAGGGCUCCCCCCACCACCACUGGUCCUGCUCUGGGCCGCACGGAAUGCUGGAUCUGUGAUCUGUCACUCAGUGCUUAAUUAACCAAUCAGAGCAGUCGAUUAAACAACUAAUUGUCCACUUAGAGCAGUUGCCUGUACAAUUCACUGGCCUCGCCUGGGUUCAUAAUGUCCAAACUGGUUGUUGAUUUUUGACUGUUGUUGAGGUGAAAACACAAACCAGCUGACCCUUGCAGCCCCCCAGGACCAGGGUUGGGGGGGGUUGGGGGUUGGGACUGCCACAGGAAAUGUUUGGUUGUGACGCUGAUGAUGCUGUAUUUUAGUCGGGACUUUGAUCUGCUUUAACAGUGUUUCAGACGGAGGCUCUGCUGUUUCUUUGAGACCUCCCCAGAGUCUGUUUCUCCACCCCCACCCCCCCACACACAUACCCCCCCCCCCCCCCACCCCCCCAGGCUACCAGAAGAAUCGCGAGGCUAGUACAUCUCUUCUGCUCACCGCUCCUCGUCCGUUGUUUAAUCCAAGGAGAGAAUCGUAAAGCACCUGUGGCUGUCAGCUGUGGUGCGUGUGGCGUUCUCGCCCCCCCCCCCCCCGUCGCACGCUACCUGCCCGCACUGCGCACCUGUCUUCGCCCAGUCUAACAAGCCCAUGAAAAAUGAUCAGAAGGACACAGACGAGUGGCCUGUGACGCUUGACGCCUCACACAGCUCACAUCACAGAGGCCUACAGAGACUGGGCAUGGAGGGUUGCAUACGUAAUAAGGAGCAAUCUGUGUAAGUGUGGUCACAUCAUCUCACCAAGUACACACAGACACAGACACAUGCACACACACACAAGUGCACACACGUGCACGCGCACACAUGCACACACAAAGCAUGCUACGUAGGAUUAUAAGCACUGCACUCAAACUUAGCUUUAAACCACUCCACUUCUCCAGUCUUCUGAAUCAGUGAUGUCAAAAGUGAGAGAGAGAGAGAGAGAGAGAGACAGAGACUAAUUCCAUCUCCCUUUGUUUUUUCUCAAAAUCCCCUAAAGUCUGCUUCUGAAGAGAGGGAACAGGUGGAUCGGUGGUUCAGUGUUUGAUCUGCAUGCCUCGUUGUUUUGUUAAAAUAAGCGUGUGAAUGGGACUUGUGCUAACAUAUCACCGGUGUUCAGCUGCGUGGGAGCCGGAGUCCUCUAUGCAGGCAGUAGCAUCCAGCUCCACAGAGCUGAGCGAGUGUCAAAAAGACAAAUUGAUACGAAUAUUUGCCACAAGAUGGCGCUCUUGCAUAGAAUUACCAACCACAGGCGCGCGCUAGCUUCGCGUGUCUUUCCAGGAGACUAGCAAUAUUCGGCUGAAAUGCCCUUCCUGCCGGGGCCUUCAGAUAAAACUAAAUCCGCCAAACUCUGGGAGGGGAAUGUUUAAAAAUAAAUCCCUCAAUCUGAUGUGCCGUUUUUUUUUCUUUCCUGUCGGCACUGAAAUAUUU
Messenger RNA from Anguilla rostrata (American eel), 3494 nucleotides. It is a transcript of the gene rasl10a, whose product is annotated as RAS-like, family 10, member A. The transcript is spliced from 5 exons. Bases 1252 to 1863 code for a protein of 203 amino acids. Gene Ontology annotation, molecular function: GTPase activity; GTP binding. Lineage: Eukaryota; Metazoa; Chordata; Actinopteri; Anguilliformes; Anguillidae. The record is from RefSeq and is a predicted model, not a curated record.